This is a messenger RNA of Zingiber officinale, 2743 nucleotides long. RefSeq names its product beta-1,3-galactosyltransferase GALT1-like. Gene Ontology annotation, molecular function: galactosyltransferase activity; carbohydrate binding. The coding region runs from base 381 to 2279 and encodes 632 amino acids. The record is from RefSeq and is a predicted model, not a curated record. Gene Ontology annotation, cellular component: Golgi membrane. The transcript has 9 exons. NCBI's taxonomy places the organism in Eukaryota, Viridiplantae, Streptophyta, Magnoliopsida, Zingiberales, Zingiberaceae.
CCUUUUAUUUGAUAUAUUUUUUUCUCACUUUCUCUCCCUCGAAUUUGUUUGUCUCGCAUCUUGAUCAUGCUCGAUGCUUUGGCGUGGAAAGGCGAGUCAGGGAGAGAGGUUUCCUCGUCGCCUGCUUGAGUGCCGAAUUCCGGACUCAAGAAUUCAGAACCCAGUUAUCUUCAAUUGUUAUUGUUUUUUGCUUGGCGUUAAAAAAUCCAGAUGUGAUUUUCUUUAUCUUUUGCCUUCAUUGACGUACAAGUGCGUUUACUUUAAACCAUCAAUUAGCAUGAAAGACAAUUCUAGAUGUAAAGAGUGGACAUCUGACUUUUGAAAGACAUGACUAUGGGUAUGAUAGUUUGAAUAGAUUAAUAACUUGCAUUUUGUGAAGGAUGAAGAUAUGGUCGGGAGGUGUUGUGUUAGGUUUUCUGUUCACCUUGUUGAUUUUACGAUAUGGGAUAUUGGAGAACCCCCUAGCUGAAAGAUUACUUCAAAGUCACCUGUCUCAUAAUUCUUCAGAACAUCUUGAGUGGGUGGCUUCUGAAAAUGCACCUGCAAUCCAAAAUCCGGGGGAUGGUUAUUCAGUAGUCUCAGCCAAUGUGAUAGCCCAGCAUCUUUUUACACAAAGGAAUCUCUCCGAGACAGGGAAACAGACAUUGCGAACAUGGUAUCAUUUGCAUCACCUAGUAAAUCACUCUAUUGGGUUACCUCAAGCUGUUGAGGCACUCGGGGAAGCUAGUUCUGCAUGGGAAAGUCUUAUGGCUGUAAUCGAGGGCAAAAAUUCUAGCCAAAGUAAUCUGCAGAAAGAUAAAGAUAAGCAAUGCCCUUAUUCUAUUAAAAACAUGAAUGCUUCAAGAUUUGCCGAUGGUACAUUCAAAUUGAGAAUACCAUGUGGCUUGAUUCAAGGUUCUUCAAUUACUAUCAUUGGCACUCCUGGUGGUCUUGUUGGCAAUUUCCGCAUUGAUUUAGUAGGAACAGCUCUUCCCGGGGAACCUGAUCCUCCUAUAAUUCUUCACUACAAUGUUCGGCUUCAAGGUGAUAAAUUAACAGAGGAUCCAGUGAUUGUUCAGAAUACUUGGUCUGCAACUAAUGAUUGGGGUGAAGAGGAGCGGUGCCCUUCUUCAAAUACUGACAGUAGUAAGAAAGUGGAUGAUUUGGAACAAUGCAGUUCAAUGGUUGGUAAUGAUGAUAAAAAGGUUUUCACAUCAAAUAGGCAUCGCAAUGUUUCUAAACCAUUUCCACUCAAAAAAGAGGGAGAUAAACAGAGAAAAUAUUUUCCAUUUAGGCAAGGAUUUCUUUCCAUUGCUACUAUUAGGGUGGGAAUUGAGGGAAUCCAGAUGACUGUAGAUGGAAGACAUAUAACUUCAUUUGCAUUCAGAGAAAGCUUGGAGCCAUGGCUUGUUAGUGAAGUAAGAAUUUCAGGAGACAUAAAAUUGAUAUCUGUCCUUGCCAGUGGGUUACCUACUUCCGAGGAUUUUGAGCAUGUUAUGGAUUUAGAAUUGUUGAAGUCAAAUCCCAUAACCAUGCACCAAGCUGUUCAUCUUUUUAUUGGCAUAUUUUCAACUGCAAACAAUUUCAAACAGAGAAUGGCUGUUAGAAGGACAUGGAUGCAAUAUGAUGCUGUGAAGACUGGAAUAGUUGUAUUACGUUUUUUUGUAGGCCUGCAUAAAAAUCAAAUGGUCAAUGAGGAGCUAUGGAAUGAGGCAGUUACAUAUGGAGACAUCCAACUGAUGCCAUUUGUGGAUUAUUAUAGCUUAAUUACAUUGAAAACAAUUGCUAUUUGCAUAUAUGGGACAAAUGUUUUAUCAGCCAAAUACAUAAUGAAAACAGAUGAUGAUGCUUUUGUCCGUGUUGAUGAGGUGCUUUCUUCAUUGGCGGGAGCAAAUAUCACAAGCGGACUUUUAUAUGGCAGGAUCAACUCAGAUUCACAACCUCACCGAAAUGUGGAGAGCAAGUGGUACAUUUCACUUCAGGAAUGGCCUGAUGAGAAGUACCCGCCUUGGGCUCAUGGUCCAGGAUAUGUAGUUUCCCGUGACAUUGCAGAGUCAGUGCACAAACGGCACAAAGAGGGGAGUUUGAAGAUGUUCAAGCUAGAGGAUGUUGCAAUGGGCAUAUGGAUAGAAGAGAUGAAAAAGAAAGGAUCAGAUAUUAAAUAUGUGAAUGAAGGAAGGAUUAGUAUUGAUGGGUGUGAGGCUGGUUAUGUCCUUGCUCAUUACCAGGAACCUCGGGAAAUGCUAUGCCUGUGGCAGAAAUUUCAGGAGACGAAACGGGCAAGAUGCUGUGGAGAGUAGGAUGUCUGCGAACAGUGUUUUAUCUCAUCUGGAAACUAACACAUUCCUUGUGGAAAUUUACUAACUUGGAUGUAAAGCUGAUGACUCUAGUACGAGUUGCUAUAUGGCCUAAACUAACCCUCUUUGAUGGUUGGCUAAGCACGGAGUUCAACACGGCUGAUGGUUGUCUAACCACGGGAUCCAGCUGGUUGAUGGCUUUUUGACAUAUUCACACGAUAAUUUUCUUUAACUAGGAUUUUAGACUUUAGUGGUGCUCUAUUCAGCUCAGAGGGAAGAAGGGAGAUUGUUACUCCAGUUUGAGAUAUCUUUUAGAAUACUCUCCUGUAUACUAUUAAAGGGAGAUGCUGCUUAUGGCACAGAGAGGGUUGAAUGAAGAGAGAUCUCAAUGGUUGUACCUUUCAUGAACAUGUAAUCAUAGUACAAUUAUUUUAUUUAUAAAGGAAAAUUCUAGAAAGUGCUCUACC